This is a messenger RNA of Electrophorus electricus (electric eel), 1533 nucleotides long. It is a transcript of the gene hddc2, whose product is annotated as HD domain containing 2. The record is from RefSeq and is a predicted model, not a curated record. Gene Ontology annotation, cellular component: cytoplasm. Lineage: Eukaryota; Metazoa; Chordata; Actinopteri; Gymnotiformes; Gymnotidae. Gene Ontology annotation, molecular function: 5'-deoxynucleotidase activity.
GUUCAUUCGUUUCAUGUCUGGUAGACACAGCAUGGAGAACAUGCUGCAGUUCUUAAAACUAGUAGGGCAAUUGAAGCAAGUGCCACGAAAGGGAUGGGUGUACAGACACGUGAAGCAUCCAGAGAGUGUGUCCGAUCACAUGUACAGGAUGUCAGUGAUGGCAUUAACGAUACAAGACCGUGGCGUAAACAAAGAGAGAUGCAUGAAGCUGGCCUUAGUACAUGACUUGGCCGAGUGCAUUGUGGGCGACAUCGCUCCAGCCGACAACAUUAGCAAAGCAGAAAAACACAGAAGAGAAAAGGAGGCAAUGGUUCACAUCACAGGCUUGCUAAGUGAAGAUCUGCAUAAAGAGCUCUACCAGUUGUGGGAGGAGUAUGAGACCCAGUCGAGUCCAGAGGCCAAGCUGGUGAAAGAGCUGGACCAGCUCGAGAUGAUCCUACAGGCCCAUGAGUAUGAGGAGCUGGAGGGGACCCCAGGCAGACUGCAGGAAUUCUUCUCUUCCACUGAAGGCCGUUUUCAUCAUCCGGAGGUCCUGGCCCUGGCGAGGAGUCUGAACGAGGAAAGAGCUCAUCACAUAGGGAAGCAAGGCGAGGCCAGUUUGGGGCAGGCAACAAAUCAGGACAGCCACGUAACGCACAACUUCAUAACUUCACUGUAACCGGAGGAAGGGUGAGCUGCUGCAUCAGGGUGUACUCUAGAUUUUGUGGUUUAUAUUUAUCAAUAACCACAAACCACCCAACAGCUAAGGUUUCUCCUUGCAUCUUUAUAUUGUGAUUGUCUUGCCAGACAACUUUCAUUCUCAAGGGGCAAACAAUAAUAAUUUUACUUGAAACAUCAGCAGAGAUGAGCUUACAGUCAUUUCUGAUUAAGACAAUGUAAGAGCUUCUAGCGCUUAAUUUUCUUUUAAGUACUUUUACUAAAGGUAUUUCUUGUUUUGACAGAAAUUAUGUCUUCAGAUAGAAGAUAAAGCAGUCUUAAUGAAUCUACAUUUCUGUUAACAUUGUUAUGAGUGCUUUAAGACUGUGUUGAAGUGUAACACAAGACAAAAUUAUCUUCCCUGACUUAACUUCUGUUGUUAAAGUAGUAGCUGUAUCUACCACAUACACAUUGUGUUUUUGUCAGUGUUCAGCUGUAUAGAAGGGUCAUUGUUGCACUUGAAUUCCUGCUCCCGAAAUUCUUUGGCUUUUACGGAAUUGAGUUGACUCACCCUGCAUUUACUGCCAGCCUUUCUGGUUACUGCUGACAAAACUUCCUUCUUGAUUACUUUGUCAGCAGAUUUUGCUGGGUUUUUUUGCUUCAUAGGAUGAGCAAUGGCACACACCAAAGGUCCCAUAAUUCUUUCAGUUUCCUGUUCUAGAUUUAUUUAUUUUUUACUUUUUUGACCAGUUGGCAUUAUAACCGAAUAUUGACUUCAUGUCAGGAAACAUCAGCCUGUUUUUUUUUUUUUUUUUUUUGGUUGUUAUUUUCAAUAAUCUUUCAUUAAAGUGUACCGUAGCCAACUUUAAAAAGCAAUAAAAAAUGCUGAAAAAUUGA